Messenger RNA from Aspergillus caelatus, 558 nucleotides. RefSeq lists its product as uncharacterized. The transcript has a single exon. The coding region runs from base 1 to 558 and encodes 185 amino acids. Lineage: Eukaryota; Fungi; Ascomycota; Eurotiomycetes; Eurotiales; Aspergillaceae. The record is from RefSeq and is a predicted model, not a curated record.
AUGGCGGGCUCGCCAUUAUUCAGUGGCUCUGGUUGUUGCACGAGCACUUCUACUAAACUGGUGAUUGUGAUCUCCGCUGGUGUUUCGCUGUUACAACCCACCAUAAUACAUAAUAGACACGCCUACCUAGCACUCACCAAUCAGUUGGACGGGUCAAAUUUUGUUCCUGCUGCUAUCGAUUGUCGGCCCUUCCUGAGUCAUUACGCGGCAGUAGGAUGCCAUAAGGAUUAUAAAGAUGCAAUAAUAGAGCGGCACAUCUACCGGGCUCCUAACCUGUCCGGGUACCCAGAUGAUGCAAAGCUCGAAGGUGUAGUCGAUGCCUUCCAUGCCGACUUGUCCUGCCAAGUGCUGAUGAACUCAACCAAACUUCCCAAAGUACCCCUUCAUAUCGUCAGGCAUGUUCAAGCGAACAGUUUAUGGCACGCCAUUUUGGUGCUCCUAACAGUCAUCAUGACUACUAGGUCGAUUGAUGCCAAACGCACCUUUCCUAGGAAUCCUUGCAUCGGCGCAGUGAUCAUCUUCUGGAAGGCUGUCCAGAGCUAUUGGGAGACAGUGUAA